Messenger RNA from Trypanosoma grayi, 1311 nucleotides. Its product is annotated as phosphatidylinositol kinase related protein. NCBI's taxonomy places the organism in Eukaryota, Euglenozoa, Kinetoplastea, Trypanosomatida, Trypanosomatidae. Gene Ontology annotation, molecular function: protein binding; protein serine/threonine kinase activity. The coding region runs from base 1 to 1311 and encodes 436 amino acids. The transcript has a single exon. Gene Ontology annotation, biological process: DNA repair. The record is from RefSeq and is a predicted model, not a curated record.
AUGCAGCUGGCGUUCCACCGCGUGCACAACACCAACCGGCCGGUGCACCGCAUCCCGCCGGGCUUCAUGAUCCUGGAGGAGGAACUCCGGAAUUUGUCCAUUCCGCCACCGACACUCUCGCUGCCCGCAUUCACCUAUACAUCACCGUCGUUUUCUUCGUACUCAUCGAUGGUGCAGUUGCUGCCGCGCGUGGCGUGCUACGAGGCGGAGUUCACGACGCACGGCGGCAUCAACCUCCCAAAGGCCCUCCGCUGCGUCCUCAGUGACGGCCGUUCUGUGCGGCAGCUGCUUAAGUCCGAGGACGACCUUCGGCAAGACAGCCUCAUUGAACAGGUGUUUGCACUGUCGAAUGAGCUCCUGGCGAAGGACCCAUCGACGCGGCGUCUGCGUGUCAGUACGUACAACGUUGUCCCACUCGCGCCUACGGUCGGCAUCAUUGAGUGGGUUGACGGCACCGUCCCGCUUGGCGAGUACCUCAACGGCAGCAGCAACAUUGACAGCGGCAGUGGCGGCGGCUGCCAUCUCGGCGCUCACGAGCGGUACUUCCCCGGGGAGCCAACGUCGCGUGAGUGUCGUCAGCGCCUUCACGACGCCAACAAGUCACAGAAACACGAUAUGCUGCUCGCGCUGUACUCCGCCUUUACGCCGGCCCUGCAUUACUUCUUCCUGGAGCGCUUCUUCACUCCGCAGGAGUGGCAUGAGCGGCGCGAGGCGUACACACGCAGUGUGGCGGCCUCCAGCGUUGUUGGCUACAUUGUUGGUCUAGGUGACCGCCACGCCAGCAACUUGCUGCUGCAGACGCAACGUGCGGAGCUGGUGCACAUAGACCUCGGCUUUGCCUUUGACCAAGGGAAGCUGCUGCCUGUGCCGGAGCUCGUGCCCUUCCGCCUCACACGUAACAUCGUGGACGGCAUGGGGGUGCAGGGGACCGAGGGGCCGUUCCGCCGCCACUGCGAGGGCACACUGCGCGUGCUGCGCGGGCAAAAGGAGCUGCUCAUGACAAUCCUCGAGGCGUGCGCGCACGACCCGCUCGCGCGUUGGGCCGUCACCGUGGUGGCGCCACCGCAGCAGCAGCAUCAGCAACAGGUGCAAGAGGAGAAGACGCCGCAGCAGCGCGGCAUGGGUGUGCGUCGUGGGAAACCGACGUACGCUGACGCAGAGCGAACGCUCUCGCGUGUGGCGGAGAAGAUUCAGGGCUACGACUCUGGAGAGCUUCUUAGCGUGCCUACACACGUGCACAAGCUGCUGCAGGUGGCACAGAGCACAGAUUUGCUGGCAUACAUGUUUGAAGGAUGGUCACCGUGGCUGUAG